UCAAGAUGUGGCUAUUCGAGACACUUCCAGUGUGCAUGUUCUCUGGGCGCUCCGAUUUCCUUAGGCAUUCCCAAAACACGUAUGACAGUUUGACUGAACACUAAAAUAGGGGGGGUCAAACAUUCGAAAGAAAUGCAUAUUCUUGUAGUUAUUUAUAGCAGAGUAUGGUAUAAUUUUAAUGGUCCGGCCCAUUUGACAUCUACCGGGGCUGUACGUGGCCCACAACGUGAAAUGAGUUUGACCCCCGUUCUAAAUUGUACCUCAGUGUGACUGUGAGUGCGAAGGGUUGUUUGUCUAUGUGUGCCCUGCCAUUGCCUGGCAACUUGUUCGAGUGUACUUCGCCUAAUGCCCGAAGACAGUUGGGGUAGGCUCCAACAUGCCCAUGACCCUCGUGAGGAUAAACAGAGUCUCUUUCUUUCUCUCUCAAUUUUGUACAUUUUACGCACGUACAUUGGGAAGAUCAAAACAAAUUGUUUAUCUCUACCCGGAAGCAUUUGAGUGUUGCGCCACACACUUUACAAUGGCAGCAUGUGUGAACGACGAUGACACUAAUGAGGAAAUCAAGGACCCCGGCGCGGCUCCGUAUGGAAACUUUAUCAAUUAUUACACUUUUAACCCACCGGAGAACAGAUUAAAUGUUAUUCCCAGAACACUUCUUCAGGAUUUAGGCUACAACGACCCCCGUCAAACAACAUUGCUGCUGGACGUGGGCUGUAACUCGGGGGAACUAAGUGUAGCCCUCUACAAGCAUCUGGUGGAGACGCAAGGUGGAACCAACGUUCACCUACUGGGCUUGGAUCUGGACGAGACCCUCAUCCGGCGAGCCCAGGAGAAUAACCCCCUCCAGGGCGGCGUCACCUUCGCCCUGUUGGACAUCACCGGUGACUGCGCACCGCUGCGGGAACACCUGGCCCAUCACGAGAGCUCCAGCUUUCACCUGACCCUGUGCCUGGCCGUCACCAUGUGGGUCCACCUGAACCACGGCGACGCCGGCCUGCUGCGGUUGCUCUCACGACUGGCCGAGCUUAGCCGGCAUCUUCUACUGGAGGCGCAGCCCUGGAAGUGCUACCGCUCGGCGGCCCGCAGGCUUAGGAAGCUUGGGCGCUCGGACUUUCACCAUUUCAAGAACCUUACAGUGCGCGGGGACGUGAGCGAACACGCCAGGCAGCAUUUGGAAAAACAUUGCAACAUGGAGAUGGUACGCUGCUUCGGCAGUACCGCGUGGGACAGGAAACUGUUGCUUUUUAAGCGGAAGUGAGAGACGCAACUGUACAGUUUUUCGAGUGGAAACACGCACUCACUGAAGUUAUUGUAAAUGCAAUUAAAAAAAAACAACAAUAACGAAAGUGUUUCUCAGUAGAAAAAAAUAGCACUACGCAGAAAGUUAAGGCUAAUAGUUGGUGCAUCUUGAUUCCAUGCAUUUUUUAACAAUAAAAACAAACUUACUGUAAUUGUAUUGGAAUUUUUCAAUGAGCCA
Molecule: messenger RNA, 1477 nt
Organism: Hippocampus zosterae (dwarf seahorse)
Lineage: Eukaryota; Metazoa; Chordata; Actinopteri; Syngnathiformes; Syngnathidae
Product: pre-miRNA 5'-monophosphate methyltransferase
Exons: 2
Coding region: 377-1258 (293 amino acids)
Biological process (GO): negative regulation of pre-miRNA processing; miRNA metabolic process
Cellular component (GO): cytoplasm
Molecular function (GO): RNA methyltransferase activity; O-methyltransferase activity
Source: RefSeq, a predicted model, not a curated record